ACUCCCUCCCCCGAUAUUUUGUUUUUAGACACAAAAUAUUCCAGUGAUUAGAACCUAGUAAUGAUACAGGCACAUGAGCUCCGUAACUAAUUCUGAUCUUGAUUAAAUAUAUUCGGUUGUGCUUCAUCUGAAUGCUACAAAUGAAUCCAGCACCAAGCAAAUACUUUCGGAGCUCCAUCAUAUUGACAUCAGCUAAGAUUGAACAAUGCUCGAAAUACUUAUCAACCUAUUGGUGGAGUACAAGGCAGUUAUCGUGGUAUGCCUUCUUCCCUUUGCAUGUUGGAAGUAUUACCAGGCCUUUUCGCCAAAGUUGCGAAAACUCGACGUUCCUUCCAUCGAUGGCGUUCCUUCCCUAUACGGCACGGAGUUUUGUACCUCGAUUUUUGAAGGGACUCGCAAGGUAAAUACUUAAUCACAUUGUUAAAGUAGAAAGGGGAUUAAUAGUAUGUAGUUUCCAGAUCAAGUCUUUAAGCUCAACACCUCCAACUAUGAAACCGUUAUAAUUCCAGCACGAUUUAUUGAUGAGCUUAAGUCUGCCCCCGAAAGCGCCAUCAGCUUAGGAAUGGAGCUCUACGAGCGGCAACUGGGUCGUUAUACGCUAAUUGGCACAGUGGGGCGUGAUCAUCGCUUCGUGAAUGCCAUUCGGCAGGAUCUAAACCGGAAUUUAGCAGCUACGCUUCCAUCUUUGCUUGCGGAGGUCGAGUAUGCAACACAAGCGAGCGUGGGGCCAGUGCACGCUUGGAAGCCUGUGCCAAUAUACUCCACAUCGUUGCGAAUAGUAGCAUUGCUCACAGGGCGUGUCUUUGUGGGGCUUCCAUUAUCGCGCAGUGAAGCAUGGGUGAAAACCAGUGUGGAGCUGACAGUAGAUACAUUUGUCGCAGCCUUCGCGCUAUGGAAGAUUCACUGGACGCUGAGGCCUGUCGUGGCAUGGCUAAUGCCACAGAUCUGGAGAAUCCACCGGCGUAAUCGUCAUGCUGGGGCUUUGUUAAAACCCUAUCUGGAGCAGAGGCUGCAAAACAUGCAGAAUCAGGAUUUCAAAAAGCCGGUAGACAUGCUGCAGUUCUUUGUUGACAACAUGCCCAAUCAUGAUCCGCAUUAUCAAGCCAUGUUGCAGUCUGCAAUAAAUGUUGCGGCAAUCCAUACUACGAGCAUGAAUGUCACAAACACACUGUAUGACCUUGCAGCCCGUCCGGAAUAUGUAAAGCCGCUAAGGGAGGAGCUAGAUUCAGUGCUGAGUAAAUGCGAUGGCAUUUUAGACAAGAACGCCCUAGUCAAGAUGCGGAAGAUGGACAGCUUCUUGCGCGAGAGCCAACGUAUCAACCCGCCCGGCGUGGUCAGCAUGAGCCGCAAGGUCGAGUCGGAUACCAUUCUCUCUGAUGGUACGCUGCUGCCGAAAGGUUGCCUAAUUGCUUGCGAUUCAUGGUCAUCUACGCGGGAUCCUGAUUUAUGGGAUGAUCCAGAGAAAUUCGAUGGCUUCAGGUUUGAGAAACUGCGAGAUAUUCCUGGGAAUGAAAGCAAGUAUCAAUUUGUCACAACCGGCCCAAGAAAUAUGGCAUUUGGUCACGGUGCACAUAGCUGCCCGGGAAGAUUCUUUGUGGCGAACGAAAUAAAGAUCCUAAUGGCAUAUAUCAUUAGAAAUUAUGAUAUUAAGUUGAAAGACGGGGAAGAAAGGCCAAAGAAUUUCUACAACAACAUUAUGAUUUUGCCGGAUCAUAAUGCGGAGCUUCUUUUUCGAUCCCGCGACCCGAAGUCCGUAUAGCAUGGUAAUUAGUUGUAUCAACACAUUUGUUCUAUGAUGGAUUUUCUGUGAUUUGAAAGGGAGCCCAGCGUAAACUUACUGCCAAUGAUGAGUCGGAGUAGAAGAAUGAGGGAGUGCGGGAGGAUAUAUAUCUAUAACACAAACUAAAGCAACCACAUCUCUUAUCCAGAGCCGUACUAAACAGAUAUUGAAAACGCUCUAUUUGUGCAUAUGCUCCAAAUGCUAAAGUAUGGAAGGUGCAUUGGAGGUCACACCAUAAGCUUGUAGAUACGAUGAACAUAAAGACCUUGUAAAUGGCACUUCUGCUUUCCAACACAUGCAGCAACAAGAGAAGUCUUUUCAAGUAAGAUUUAGGGAUUUAAUGCAGGUGUCCAAUGUAAUCUUAUCAUCUUGCGACGAUAUCAAUUAGGAAUAAAAAAAGCCUUGGAGAAGAAUGCGAUCAAGUGGUGCCACAUAGGUCUGGCAGUGUGAAAGC
Messenger RNA from Sclerotinia trifoliorum, 2234 nucleotides. Lineage: Eukaryota; Fungi; Ascomycota; Leotiomycetes; Helotiales; Sclerotiniaceae. The record is from the annotation of a GenBank genome assembly.